AUGUACUUCGAUGGAGCUUCAAACUACCAUGGAAAUGGGGUUGGAGUUGUAUUCAAAACUCCUUGUGGAGAAUACAUCCCGAUUGUAGUCAAAUUAGAUUUCGACUGCACCAACAAUGAAGCCGAGUAUGAGGCUUGCAUAAAGGGGUUAGAAGCAGCCCUGGAAAAAGGAAUAAAGAUCCUCAAAGUUUUCGGAGAUUCCAAUCUGAUAGUCUCUCAAGCUCUUAGGAAAUGGAAAAUUAAGGAAGAGCAAGAGGAUCGAGUCAUUCGACCCUUGACAGUGCAGCUACAGAAACAGCCAGCACAUAUCAUGAAUUUGGUCGACGAUAAGCCCUGGUAUUGGGAUAUACGGAAUUAUCUUCAGAACGAAGUUCACCCAGAGGGAUCCACCAAAACUGAUCAACGGACAUUGAGACAACUAGCAUCCCGAUAUUUCCUUACUGGGGGAGUUCUUACAAAAGAAGUUGGAAUGGCCUGCACCUAA
Messenger RNA from Jatropha curcas, 483 nucleotides. NCBI's taxonomy places the organism in Eukaryota, Viridiplantae, Streptophyta, Magnoliopsida, Malpighiales, Euphorbiaceae. The record is from RefSeq and is a predicted model, not a curated record.